UCCCUCCCGGGAACAUAAUUAUACUGCUCUGCCCUGCCCCCAAUUCCACAACCGCUGCAAUGGAAGAAUUUGGCGGCGACACACCCUUCCGCCGCCACCACAAGCCGGCCGAGAGAUUCCUCGGGGUGCUGCAACCCCAAUCCCCCUCCUCCGCGCCGCCUAUUGAGCUCUCCGAGCACGAUAUCUUUAGCACUCCGUCGGGCUAUUCUUCGCCUCCUCCGCCAACUCAUCGGAAUCUCUAUUCCACCGCCUCUUCCCACCCUAACCACUACGGCAUCCUGUCGGCUCUCAACGGCACCAUCAAGAUCCGAUCCGGAUCCGAACACGACGUCCAACCCGUCUUUAACCACAAGGCCUCGAUUGCGCCCUCACUCUCCUCCUUCUCCUCGUCGGUAUCGUCUCGGAUGAUGAUUCCACGGGCGCCGCCGCCGCAAGUGGAUAGGGUGAGGGUUUACCAUCAAUCGGCGCCGGUGAACAUUCCGGUGAUGCCGGAGGCGUUGCGGAGGAGGUCGGAUGAGCUGGACGACGCCGUUUCUGAUGGAGAGGAGGAAGACGAUGAGAGAGUUAGAUUGCCGCCGCACGAAGUGGUGAAUUCUAGGGAUUCGCCGAUGCUUGCGUGCUCAGUGCUGGAGGGGACUGGACGGACUUUGAAAGGGAGGGAUCUCCGGCAGGAGAGGACCCGAAUCUUGGUUUUCGCUGCUCAAUUAGAAUCACACCUUGUUUCAUGAUGAGCAGAGUAGUGCUGGUGUGGUUAGAAAUGACCCUCUACUACUCUUACUCGAUUCAAGUGUUGAAUUCAAGACUUUACCAGUGUUUGAACUUUCACUAUUUCAGGUUGCAACAGAGCACAUAUUUAACUCUGUCUCUACUUUUUUCUACUCAACAUAGAUUUAGCUUUCAUUCUUUUCCUAAUUACUUUAAAGCUGUAAUAGUUAAAAGUUUGGUGAGUUUGGAAGCACUAAUUAGCAAGAUAGAAGUUUCAGCUAGAAAAACUGCCACUUCAAUUUAGUUUCCUAGGAUGAAGGCAACAUAUAUCUAAGAUGGUUGGCAUUUCCCAGCUGGAACUAGACAUCCUUUCUGGACCGACGUGGCAAUGAAAAUAUUUAAUUUACAAAAUCGAAUUUUGGUGCCGUGUUACUUGGCCUUCUGUUAUCUUUGAAGACAAGAAGAUGAAAUGAAUGGUGUCCUGGAAGAUGAAAUGGUGGCCAACUACCAAAGAAUUUAAUGCAAUGCUGGAUUUGAAGGAUCUCUGAUGAAAAAUUACUCUGAUAAAUCUAGGUUGUUGGAAAUCCCAUGGUCCAUCAUCUUACACAUUAUUUGUUUUACCAGAUAGUCACUUUAAUGCCAUUAGGUAGAUCUUCUGCAACCUAGUUUUGUAAACAAAUUUAAUCGAAUCGAGUGUUACAAAUUUGAUAGUCAGAAUUGUUAGCGAGCAUAAUUACUUCCAGACUGAAAGAAACCUUGAAAUUGUUAGUCUCACAAGCAUCUUUCUAAUCAAAAAAAUAUUAGAAUUUUUUGUGAA
Molecule: messenger RNA, 1522 nt
Organism: Salvia splendens (bonfire salvia)
Lineage: Eukaryota; Viridiplantae; Streptophyta; Magnoliopsida; Lamiales; Lamiaceae
Exons: 3
Coding region: 60-728 (222 amino acids)
Source: RefSeq, a predicted model, not a curated record